GGGAGGGGUCGGCCCAGGUUGCUCGGGAGAAAUUUCUGAUGGAGAGAAGCCUUAGCCAGGCAAAGGAGAGGGCAUGGGAGGGUGCCCAGGGGAGGGAGGGAGUGAGCUCAGGCGGAAAGAUGAGAUUGAACAUUCUCAGGAAGCUGUGGCAGGGGCCAAGGCCUGGCCAGUCCAGCCUGCCUGCUGUGCUUCAGAGGCUGGCCUGCAGCAGGUGCUCAGUGAAGGCUGAAUGAACGGAGGAGUGUUAUUGGAGAGGCAAGAUGGCUGGAGAUCUCGAAUCUUGUGCUUUUCACUAUAGGAGCAAACAAGACAACUGGCUGGGCAUGGUGGCCCACACCUGUAAUCCCAGCAUUUUGCGAGGCUGAGGUAGGCGGAUCACUUGAGGUCAGGAGUUUGAGACCAGCCUGGCCAACAUGGUGAAAUCCAGUUUCCACUAAAAAUACAAAAAUUAGCCAGGUAUGGUGGCAGGCACCUGUAUGUAAUUCCAGCUACUUGGGAGGCUAAAGUAGGAGAAUCGCUUGAACUAGGUGGUGGGGCCAUUGCAGGGGUGAAGGUGCAGUGAGCUGAGAUCGCAACACUGCACUCCAGCCUGGGUGAUAGGGUGAAACUCCAUCUCAAAAAAAAAGUGAACAAGACAACUGGAAAAUGCCUCCAAAUGCCCACCUGACAUUUUCAGUGUCUCUGCUGGGCUGGGAGUAGAUGUGGCCACUGAAUCCUUCCUCCCUCCCACCCCCAAAUAUGCAAGGCAGCUGCCUGGCUGGGAAAGCUGGAGGGCUUCCUGUUCUGUGAGCAGCUGUCCUGGUACCUUCCUUAUGGGAAAACGGGCACCGGGCUGCCCGCUUGUGAGCAUCUAGACCCUGACUGCCCACUGGCUGAAAUCCACACAAUGAGGCCGUCUGGUUCAUCACCAAAUGGAGAGAGAGGCAGGUCAGCGAAAGGGAGAGCAGGACCCCAGAUAUUUGCCUCUGCUCUUUAUCUAGUAAAUCACACAAAGAAUUGCAGAAAGUGACAGUCUCAUCCCUGAGUUUCCCUUGGCCAGACUGGGGCAUAGGUCUUCUUACACUGUCUUGUUUUUCUCCGGGAAAAAUGAGCCUUAAGUGUCAGACUUGAAUUACCUUCCCCAGGGACACUUCCUGUGGCUAUUUCUAGUGGCAAGUGGCUGAGGUUGUGCCCCUAAAUAAAAUUAGGGUUUUAAACUGGGUCAUAAACUCAGGUGCCCCCAGGGGUCGGGAAGGAGGCACAAAUGGGGGAAGCAGCCAGUGGGAGGCUACAGGGCAGGGAGAGGACUUCGGCAAAGGAGAACAGCGUGUCCUGCACGCGGAGUGACCUUUCUUACCUGGGGGACUAGAGCCCUUGGCACUGUAGUAUCCCUUUUGAAGCCAAGAAUCCAGACUUUUAAAAAUGCUGGCAUAAUUCAGUGGGUUUUUUGUUUGUUUUUAAAGACACAGCAUUGCACUGAUUUAAAAUAAAACAUCUGUGGGAUGAAUGUCCGCUCUCUGUAGAGAUGAGGAGGGCGAGGCUGAGCAGCACAGUGGGGGUCACUGAGUCAGUGGGGCUGGGACGAGAGCUCUACCUGCCGGCACCCGGCCUGGCCCUCUGUCCGACUCCUUAUGCCGUAUUCCAGGCAAAGCAGUGGGCCUAGGAACCAACACAGCAGACUCCACAGUAACAAGAGACCCCGUAUUGGCUUCAAGGGACAUGGCCCCAUGCCAGUCUUGCCCACCUACCUCAGCUCUCCCACAGGAGGGCAUCUCAGCAGCAGCCAGGGCUUGGUGGCUGCCUUUUGGGUGCCAGGUACAAAGCACCUUGUGUCAUGUGUUGGAGUCCUUACAACACCACACACACAUACCUGGUGGCUUCUGUUCUCCCCAUUUCACAGAUGAGCAAACCGAGACCUGGAGAGGUUCGAGUCACAUGAGGGGGUGAGAGUUGAAUGUGAACGUGACUCCAGAGCCACGGUUUCUAACCAGCGAGUGAUUCACACUUGGAGGCCCAGGCAAUACCGAACACCGCAGCUUGCAGGGGUCUCCUGGCAGCCCUCCUUAGGAAUUCUGUCUGGCCCCAAUCAGAAUACUGGAGGUGAGACCGCGAGAUUGAUGAGUUUGCCUUGGGAGUCGGUGAGAAGGUGAAACCAGGGGCGAACAUGGGUCAGAAGGUCACUGGAGGGAUCAAGACUGUGGACAUGAGGGACCCCACGUACCGGCCCCUGAAGCAGGAGCUCCAGGGUCUGGAUUACUGCAAGCCCACCCGGCUGGACCUGCUACUGGACAUGCCCCCUGUGUCCUACGAUGUUCAGCUGCUGCAUUCAUGGAACAACAAUGACCGUUCGCUCAACGUCUUCGUGAAGGAGGACGACAAGCUCAUCUUUCACCGGCAUCCGGUGGCCCAGAGCACAGACGCUAUCAGGGGCAAGGUCGGGUAUACCCGCGGGCUGCACGUGUGGCAGAUCACGUGGGCCAUGAGACAGCGGGGCACGCACGCUGUGGUGGGCGUGGCGACGGCGGAUGCACCCCUGCACUCUGUCGGGUACACGACGCUUGUGGGGAAUAACCACGAGUCCUGGGGCUGGGACUUGGGGCGCAACCGGCUCUACCACGAUGGCAAGAACCAGCCAAGCAAAACAUACCCGGCCUUUCUGGAACCAGAUGAGACGUUCAUUGUCCCUGACUCCUUCCUGGUAGCCCUGGACAUGGACGACGGGACACUGAGCUUCAUUGUGGAUGGACAGUACAUGGGAGUGGCUUUUCGGGGACUGAAGGGCAAAAAACUGUAUCCCGUAGUGAGUGCCGUCUGGGGCCACUGUGAGAUCCGAAUGCGCUACUUGAACGGACUUGAUCCCGAGCCGCUGCCGCUCAUGGAUUUGUGCCGUCGUUCGGUGCGCCUGGCCCUGGGGAAGGAGCGCCUGGGGGAGAUCCACACGCUGCCGCUGCCGGCUUCCCUCAAGGCCUACCUCCUCUACCAGUGACGUUUGCCGUCAGACCGCCAGCUCAACAACCACCUGGUGCCACUUCACUGAGCCGCCCACUGCUGAGGCCGCCACACCCUGCACCUGGGACCGGCGUCCACAGCCAUAGACAGAGGUCCCUGGUCUUGCCCUCAUCCUCCGUGGCUGCCUCCAUGGGACAAGGACCGAUUCCAAAACAGACUCCUCCUUCCCCCUUCCCAACACCGGCAGAAGACAGCGUCCCUGCAUGCCGUCCAUAUACCACCCCUCCCUGAAAAAAGACACAGAGAAUAAACUCCUACGAAAGUCCUACGCUGAGCUCCGAUCUGCUCUCAGGGGGGGACGGGUGCUCCCCACAUCUCCAUGAGAAGGCUGCAGCCACCUGGGGCUUCCAGGGUGGUGGAGGUAGCAGGGGGUAUCACAGCUCUGAGAACAGAUGCCAGGGGUACUAAGAGGUGCUUAGACAAGGCUGGUGCCCGGCCACGGGUGCCCAGCCCAGCGGGCGCUUGCCGUGGCAGAUAAAGCUCAGGAUGCCAGAAACUCACCAUGGACACCAAGGCAGAAACCAAGGACUGUCCGCAGGCAAAUAAGCACCCAGCAUCCAUCCCAGCCGUCGGUGCCCCGUACCCUGUAUUUAUUCUUUUAACAAUAACAAAAGCCAUUUAUUUAUUCCAUCUAGAAAGGAAAGAUUUCAGUCACCUCUCUCUGGCUGUUCUGUGACUUUCCUCCCAUCCCUGGGAUGUGUGGGCCACGCCUGAGGCUCAUGUGCACACCUGCCCAGGCACAAGUGUGUCUUUGGGCCCCUUGCCCUGCAGUUUCCAGGGGGCUCUGCUCCAAGUUCCCAAGCAGGCCCCUCAGGGAGGAGGAGCUUCACAUGCAAUCCGGGUGUCCUCGGGGCCCGUCUGGAAGUGCUGUGGCAGGUCCCCUGCCUCUCCAGGUAGCCGCUUACCUCCUGGGCUCAGACGUCUUUGCACAUACAUGGCUGCAUUUCUUUAGUCUUCUCUGGGUCUUUUGGUGUGGGUUUGAUUUUGCUUUUGCUUUUUCACUGACAUUUCCCAAGUGCAUCCUCAGAAGCUCUGGGUGUGCCAGAGGACCCCCAGAACCAAGAAGGGAGGGCGAGCGCAUCUCCAUUCCCUGAGAAGCCACGGGCAGGGCGGGACGGGGAGGCCAGGAGCAGAGUCGAGCCUCACAGAAGCCAGCACGGGUCUCUGCUCAGCACCCCUGCCGGGGCUCCAGGCCCAGGGAAACAGCCCCAGUUCAUCCCAACCCCUCCCAGAGCCUCAAGAGGGGUGACUCCGCUGCCGGCAAGAGAGGGGUGCCCUGUCCCUGCAGCCCCUCCACGUAGCAUGCCCAGCACCUGCCACCACCUUCGCCAUUUCUUUGAGCUUGAAGUUAACUCUCUGAGAGUCUAACUUUGGUUCAUUUCUGCACAGGUACAAUAGAUGACUUUAUUUGUUUAAAAUGUUUAAUAUAUAUACACAUAUAUAUAUAUUUGUCUGUAAGAAUUGUUUUAAACAGCUGCUGUAGGGUACCGUUUUUUAAGUAAAUCUUCCAGUGGAGUAUAUUUUUAAAGCACAAUAUUGGUGCCAAGACUGGGCGAGAAAUGUAUAUUACUCCCUUAUUAUUCUGAGAGUUUUUUUAUUUUGGAGGGGGCAGGGGACCUUACUUGUAAGACUUCUAAAGGUUCUCCUCCCUCCUGUUUGAGAUGGGUCACAUUCUGAUGAAUGUUUCACUUGUACAGAUCCCAGCUUAUGGCUUUGACCCAGCUGUCCCCACGGACGCUGGGUGACUCGAGCUCUCUCUGCAUCUCCCACCUCCUGACGCCCCGGGACCCUCGACCCCCCCACCUUCUUUCCUACCAGCCCAGAGCCUUGUGGCUUGUACAGUUUUGAAACUUCCGUUCUAUUUUAUGAUGGUUGAUAAUAGUAACCUAAUAAAGGAACGUUUGUUAAAAUAUCAAA
This is a messenger RNA of Callithrix jacchus (white-tufted-ear marmoset), 4905 nucleotides long. The record is from RefSeq and is a predicted model, not a curated record. Lineage: Eukaryota; Metazoa; Chordata; Mammalia; Primates; Cebidae.